Molecule: messenger RNA, 742 nt
Organism: Kogia breviceps (pygmy sperm whale)
Lineage: Eukaryota; Metazoa; Chordata; Mammalia; Artiodactyla; Physeteridae
Source: RefSeq, a predicted model, not a curated record
AUGCCCUCCUCUCCGCUCAGGAUGGCUGUGGUCUGUAUGAGUAACAAACACAGGAGCAUGGAAGCCCACAGCAUUCUCAGGAAGAAAGGUUUCAGCAUCAGGUCUUUUGGAAUGGGAUCCCUCGUGAGGUUCCCAGUGGCACCCAAGGAACCAGUGGCUUAUGAUUUUUCAACUUCAUAUAAGAUGAUGCGCAAGGACCUUUCCUGUAAAGACUGAAAAUACUACAAAGGGAAUGGAGUCUUACACAUCUUGAAAAGAAAUGACAGAAUCAAGCCUCACCCGGAAAGAUUUCAAGAGUGCAGAGAUCCCUUCGAUGUCAUCUUCACCUGUGCGGAGAGAGUCUAUAACAGGAUGGUGGCAGAUAUGUGUGCCAGAGAUCAGGAGAUCUGGCAGCCUGUGCACGUCAUCAACGUGGACAUAGAAGACACCCUGGAAUUAGCCACCCUUGGAUCUCUGAUCAUCUGUGAGCUCUGUCAAGGUCUCCAGCAGGCAGAAGACAUGGAAGGCAGUCUGGCUGCGUUGCUCCAGGCAGAGAAGGAGAAAACAGGGGGGAACUUUCUUCACACAGUCUGCUUCUACUGAAGAUCUUGGCUGAUUUCAGCUCCUUUGAACUUGUACCCUUUUUUUCAACCCAGAGAAGGAAGUGGAGGAGAAUAUAUUUCAUGGGAAAUGGAACAUGGACCACCAGUCGGCAUCCAAACCCUUCCCAUUUGAGGGACAAUGGUGUGGGUACUUGACUCAG